Messenger RNA from Hyaloperonospora brassicae, 1539 nucleotides. The record is from the annotation of a GenBank genome assembly. NCBI's taxonomy places the organism in Eukaryota, Oomycota, Peronosporomycetes, Peronosporales, Peronosporaceae.
AUGGCCACACUUGGACGGCGAAGAGGACCACUACUGGAUCGACGGUCUCGAUUGCUGGUCGGGUUCGGAGCUCUCCUCGUGCUCGGAACGACCACGCUCGUGCUGCAGAUGGUGCCGUCUAUGAACAGGUCGUUGGAAGCACGAAAACAACAGGAGGUGGCCAACGCCAUGCGGACGCACUUGAACGCCCUCGCCGAUGACGAGUUUGGGGGGAACGAAGUGUCGGGCGAAGAUCGGCUGCACUUGAGUUUGCUGCACGAAACGUGUGUACGGGACUCGGACGCGUCGCUUCCGUGGACGUUUGGCCGUCCAGGCCAUCAACUCCCGAACGCAACAGCGAGUAACCCAGAGGUACUGACGCACAAGGAGGACCCGGACAUGCUGGCGAAACUGCGACAGUGCCCCGACGUGGACAUUUUCCUUCCAGUUGGGAUACGUGGAAACGGGUAUUGUGAGGAUGCAGUGGCCUACGUGAAGUAUUUAAAGUCUCGGCUGUUGCUGCAGUGGACACUCGAAGUCAGGCUCUUCGAUCCAGCACUGGGCCGCACCGUCGACUACUUUGACUUGUGCCCGAAGACGCCCGUGAUUUUCUUUAAUCACUACUGGGACGGAGUGCCAUCGAUGCCACGUUGGCCCAAGGACAAACCCAUCUACGUGAUGCCAAACAUUGAAAUGUACGAAAUGACGGCAGAGCAUUAUUGGAAUGCGAGUGCAGUGCUAUGCAAGACAAAGGUGUGUUACGACAGAGUGACGAAAUGGUACGAACAAGAAGGCAGCCCACGUGACACAAAAGUGUUCUACACAAAGCACACGUCGUCCGAUCAGACCGACUUUGCUCGCAAACGCUUGGGGGAAGGCGCCAUUGCUCCAAAAGACUUUCUCGACGUCAAGUUCCUUCACACGGCUGGGACUAGCAAUCUCAAAGGCACGAGACAGCUGGUGCAGUGUUGGGUAAGUGAGCCUAGCCUACCUCCCCUCGACGUGUACAUUGACAAGGGGGCAUUCGAUGCAUCGGUCAAUGGUGACUUGAAGAAAUCGAUGCAACACAGUCGCAGCCCCCUUCAUGUCAACGUGGGCAUGGUAGAGCGCUCUGUGUUUGCUAAGAUGACUGCAGAGGCGGCAUUUUUCAUGUGUCCAAGUUUGAGCGAGGGCUACGGCCAUUACAUUAACCAGGCACGUGCAGCUGGAGCUGUGGUCAUCACCACCGACCUGCCUCCAAUGAAUGAGCUUAUUUCAUCGGGCACAACCGGCUUCCUGAUUCCGGUCAAGCGCCUCAAGGAUACGAACCAGAUACUGGGUGGUGAGUACGACAAGGAGCAUGGCUUAAAAGGCUUCGACGGGCUGGUUGGAUCUUUCAGCGGCACCGAUGUGUGCAAAGCUGUUCGAGAAAUGGUCGGCUCUACGACAGCUGAUCAGCGGGCUAUAAUCGGAGCCAGAGCGCGCCAAGCUUACAACGCAGACACCAAGUUCUUUGCUAGCGCCAUGGAAGAGGUUCGAGAAUUUGCAAGACGUGGCUUGUACGUGAAUCGACGUCCGUAG